AUGCGAGUCGACUUCACUUUGCUUUUUGCAGCCGCAGCAGUGGCACACGACACCUCUAAAAGAGCGGAUACUAUCUCAAUUACUGGCUCGGCGCCAGGUUUCGCAUAUGGAGUCACAGGAGGAGAUGCGACGCCAGUCUAUCCCGCCAAUGUCUCUCAUUUGAUCGAUCUCCUAGGGUCUGAUGAACCGCAGGUCGUUAUCAUCGACAGAACAUACGACUUUAUCGGGUCAGAGGGGACAACCACGGGAACUAUCUGCAAGUCAUGGGGAGAAUUUGAAGACGGAUGCCAGGCCAUCAUUGAUACCGGGUCAGGUUGUGGUGAUGCUGCGUCAGAAUCGUAUGAAUGGGAUACCGCUGGAGUGACGGGAAUCUAUGUGCAUUCGAACAAGACACUCAUCGGAGUUGGAAGUAAUGGCGUGCUUCUCGGGAAGGGAUUGAGAAUGGUCGAUGUUUCCAACAUUAUUGUUCAGGAGAUUAUGAUCACUGAUUUGAAUCCGAAGCUUGUCUGGGGUGGUGGCCGCCAGUCUCCUGACCCGGAGCACCAGUCCGGAGCCCAACAGAGAGAUCCCAUGUUCUCCGAACAUAAAGCUAUUGAAACGCGCCCAGCACCAGAGCUCGGACACAAAAUGGGUGAGGCAAACGAUCAUCCGUUGCUUAGUAACCCCGUUCAUCCCUUGGAGAACAUCGAGGCAGAGCCCAAUGCUUUGAUCACUAUCUCGAAUAGAUUUUUGAAUGGUGCGACUAAUUUCUCUACUUCGUGUGACGGGCAAACAUACUGGGGGUUAGAGUUGGUCGGUAAUGAUGAUCAGAUCACAUUUUCGAACAACUACAUUUAUCGCACUUCUGGCCGUAGCCCAGCGCUCAGCGGUAGCACCCUCUUCCACGCCGUCAACAGUGUCUGGGAGGACAACAACGGCCACGCCAUUGAGGGCACCGACUACGGCCAAGGCCUUUUCGAGGGCUGCAUUUUCAACAAUGUCAGCCAGAUCGUCGUUGAGGAUUUUGUUGGUCAACUCUUUAGCUCGCCCAGUGAUACUGCGAACAAGGCUUGCUACGACUACCUUGGAAGGGAUUGUGUGACCAAUAUUCAGACAGAUGAUGGGUCUAGCUUCACCGAUGCCGACACUGGGUUCUUCUCCAAUUUCACUGGCCUCAAUAUUGCAAGUGCUAGUGCGGCUUCGGCGGCCCAGACCAGUGUGCCGACCAAUGCUGGAAAUACGCUUCAGAAUGCGUUGUCUUGA
Penicillium cataractarum is the source of this 1242-nucleotide messenger RNA. RefSeq lists its product as uncharacterized. Lineage: Eukaryota; Fungi; Ascomycota; Eurotiomycetes; Eurotiales; Aspergillaceae. The transcript has 4 exons. The coding region runs from base 1 to 1242 and encodes 413 amino acids. The record is from RefSeq and is a predicted model, not a curated record. Gene Ontology annotation, molecular function: pectate lyase activity.